AUGCCGGAAUUCGGACUGUUCGCCUGGCGCAGCGCAGUAUGGUUGAACGAAAGUGAGCAAUAUAAUAUAACGAGAGGAGGAAAGACGGGCAAUCGGGGCUUGGGUGACGUGGAUUUGCAGCAGACGGGAACGAGCGAUGGAAUUUUGUGUGACAUUCCGUCGAGCUGGAAAUGCCACAUGCAGUGGGGAGUAGCCAAAGAGAGUGCUUGCGCUGCCACAGGAUGCCACCGGGCUAAUCGGCCUAUCAUAACUGGCCGAAAGGCUCCCCGUUGA
Messenger RNA from Nannizzia gypsea CBS 118893, 273 nucleotides. RefSeq lists its product as hypothetical. The record is from RefSeq and is a predicted model, not a curated record. The transcript has 3 exons. The coding region runs from base 1 to 273 and encodes 90 amino acids. NCBI's taxonomy places the organism in Eukaryota, Fungi, Ascomycota, Eurotiomycetes, Onygenales, Arthrodermataceae.